AUGUCAACAUCACCUGCUCUGUCAUCUCUACCAAGCAGUAAUGCUCAAUCUCCCCAAAGCCCUGAAGUCACCGAUGAGGAACUACAGCGAAUUUCCGUUCGCCAACUAAAUCAGCGACUACAGGGUCAUGAUCGACAAACGGUGACAAUGAUAAAGCAGAAAAGGCGAACGUUGAAAAAUCGCGGCUACGCUCUGAACUGCCGAGUACGCCGCAUUCAGAACCAGCUGCAGUUGGAAGCAGAUAACAUACAACUGAGAGACCAGGUAAGCGUUAACCGCGACGUGUUGCUACCCUUUCAGCAGAUGGGGAAGGGAGAGGGAGAAGGGAAGUGGCAAAAAUUUUUCUAA
Molecule: messenger RNA, 348 nt
Organism: Strongylus vulgaris
Lineage: Eukaryota; Metazoa; Nematoda; Chromadorea; Rhabditida; Strongylidae
Source: the annotation of a GenBank genome assembly